Messenger RNA from Schistosoma guineensis, 4356 nucleotides. The record is from the annotation of a GenBank genome assembly. NCBI's taxonomy places the organism in Eukaryota, Metazoa, Platyhelminthes, Trematoda, Strigeidida, Schistosomatidae.
AUGCGUCCUGUCCCUGAAAAUCUACGCCCUGACGUUUGGCGCAUAUGUCUGAGGUUGGACACUCAGUCGCAAGCAAUGGCUACAUUUAACGAUGUUUUGGAAUUAGAAAAUCAGUCACAACUUCAUGAAGAUUGUGAGUUGGCUUCUAAGGAGUUAUUUAAUCGUCUGACCAAACAGCAUAGUCUUCAACAGUCGAAAAAUAUCUCUAAUCUGUCAGUGAACAGUGAUAAUUAUGAUUCAGAUUUAGAAGCGUCAUCCCUCAGUAUGUUCCUCCCACCAGCUGCAAAGAUAUCUAGUGAUUUGGAAUCUGUUUUAACACAUUUCGCUCAGACUUAUCGUUUGAAAUAUAGUUCAAUCAACGGUUGGGUAUCAAUACUUAAAGUACUUUUCAUUGUCCUGAAACCGACCAAUCGGUCGGAACUGUAUGCGAGUUUCGUUUCAUUCUACCAUCGUUUCGUUGCUACGGGAGUAAAUAUUGACCAAUGUGUAAGCAUAGUUUUCCGUUUGUUGUUGCAAUAUCACGAACCAAAGUUGUGCAGCUUUUUGGAUUCAUUAAAAGUUAGUCCUGAAAGUUAUUUCAUACCUUGGAUGUCAAGUCUUUACGCUGAUUUUAUAUCAGAAGAUGUUAUACCAUCCCUAUGGGAUUUAUAUUUCUUGAAGUCGGAUCCUUUGCUUGGCUUCUAUAUUGGAUUACUACUUAUUGUUAAUACCAAGUCCGUUCUUCUUAACCAACAGUUCGAUAAAACUGAGGAUAAUGAAAAUGAUUCAAAUACAAAUAAUUUACUUUCGUAUACUAAUGAUCAGACUUCUUUCGAUUCGUCCGAUGUGACCGAAGUGGAUGAAUCCUGGAAGGUUAACCUUGAGAUCGCACUGUUAGAGGAUGCUGACAUUUUUCGAAUUCGGGAUAUUUGUGCCAUGCGUCCUGUCCCUGAAAAUCUACGCCCUGACGUUUGGCGCAUAUGUCUGAGGUUGGACACUCAGUCGCAAGCAAUGGCUACAUUUAACGAUGUUUUGGAAUUAGAAAAUCAGUCACAACUUCAUGAAGAUUGUGAGUUGGCUUCUAAGGAGUUAUUUAAUCGUCUGACCAAACAGCAUAGUCUUCAACAGUCGAAAAAUAUCUCUAAUCUGUCAGUGAACAGUGAUAAUUAUGAUUCAGAUUUAGAAGCGUCAUCCCUCAGUAUGUUCCUCCCACCAGCUGCAAAGAUAUCUAGUGAUUUGGAAUCUGUUUUAACACAUUUCGCUCAGACUUAUCGUUUGAAAUAUAGUUCAAUCAACGGUUGGGUAUCAAUACUUAAAGUACUUUUCAUUGUCCUGAAACCGACCAAUCGGUCGGAACUGUAUGCGAGUUUCGUUUCAUUCUACCAUCGUUUCGUUGCUACGGGAGUAAAUAUUGACCAAUGUGUAAGCAUAGUUUUCCGUUUGUUGUUGCAAUAUCACGAACCAAAGUUGUGCAGCUUUUUGGAUUCAUUAAAAGUUAGUCCUGAAAGUUAUUUCAUACCUUGGAUGUCAAGUCUUUACGCUGAUUUUAUAUCAGAAGAUGUUAUACCAUCCCUAUGGGAUUUAUAUUUCUUGAAGUCGGAUCCUUUGCUUGGCUUCUAUAUUGGAUUACUACUUAUUGUUAAUACCAAGUCCGUUCUUCUUAACCAACAGUUCGAUAAAACUGAGGAUAAUGAAAAUGAUUCAAAUACAAAUAAUUUACUUUCGUAUACUAAUGAUCAGACUUCUUUCGAUUCGUCCGAUGUGACCGAAGUGGAUGAAUCCUGGAAGGUUAACCUUGAGAUCGCACUGUUAGAGGAUGCUGACAUUUUUCGAAUUCGGGAUAUUUGUGCCAUGCGUCCUGUCCCUGAAAAUCUACGCCCUGACGUUUGGCGCAUAUGUCUGAGGUUGGACACUCAGUCGCAAGCAAUGGCUACAUUUAACGAUGUUUUCGAAUUAGAAAAUCAGUCACAACUUCAUGAAGAUUGUGAGUUGGCUUCUAAGGAGUUAUUUAAUCGUCUGACCAAACAGCAUAGUCUUCAACAGUCGAAAAAUAUCUCUAAUCUGUCAGUGAACAGUGAUAAUGAUGAUUCAGAUUUAGAAGCGUCAUCCCUCAGUAUGUUCCUCCCACCAGCUGCAAAGAUAUCUAGUGAUUUGGAAUCUGUUUUAACACAUUUCGCUCAGACUUAUCGUUUGAAAUAUAGUUCAAUCAACGGUUGGGUAUCAAUACUUAAAGUACUUUUCAUUGUCCUGAAACCGACCAAUCGGUCGGAACUGUAUGCGAGUUUCGUUUCAUUCUACCAUCGUUUCGUUGCUACGGGAGUAAAUAUUGACCAAUGUGUAAGCAUAGUUUUCCGUUUGUUGUUGCAAUAUCACGAACCAAAGUUGUGCAGCUUUUUGGAUUCAUUAAAAGUUAGUCCUGAAAGUUAUUUCAUACCUUGGAUGUCAAGUCUUUACGCUGAUUUUAUAUCAGAAGAUGUUAUACCAUCCCUAUGGGAUUUAUAUUUCUUGAAGUCGGAUCCUUUGCUUGGCUUCUAUAUUGGAUUACUACUUAUUGUUAAUACCAAGUCCGUUCUUCUUAACCAACAGUUCGAUAAAACUGAGGAUAAUGAAAAUGAUUCAAAUACAAAUAAUUUACUUUCGUAUACUAAUGAUCAGACUUCUUUCGAAAAGGUUAGGAAUUUAAUAAUUAAUCUUCCUAAACCGAUGUGUGUUGGUGAUUUGACAAGUUUAGUUGAUAUUAUCGAAGUGUUCAUCAACAACACGCCGAUUUCUUUCCGGUCUCGAUACCUUCCUAUACUUUUUGGUAACGCUCAAAUUGAGUCAGAACGUUCAGUUUUAUUCGAUGCCUUAUGCAUGCCAAUUACUAUCCAAGAAGUCCUCGAUGCCCAAUCAAUGUGCCUACAAGAUUAUGGUCUUAAUAAUUCGUCUAUUACACUACCAGAUAACCCAUCUGACUCGACAACUGAUCUUCGCUAUCUUCUUGUUGAUUGUCGUCCUGCAGAGCAAUAUAAUGCUGGUCACUUACCAACUGCUUUUUUCCUGGACUCAUCUUUGAUUAUGUCUGAACCCCUAAAAUUUCAAAAUGCCGUUAAGUUUUUAUUAUCAACUCAAGAACGGUCACUUGCUGCUGGUUCAUAUGCUGUUGGAAAGCAUAUCACAUUUUUAAGUACUGGGAGAAAAGACGAAGAUCAACUAGCUAAUAUGGUUGUAGCUGAGUUUCUCCGGCAAAACACACCAUAUAUCAGUUUGAUUGAAGGUGGUUAUACAGCUUUACAUGAAGUCUUAGGUACUUAUGAAGUUGGUAGGAGUUUAAUUGGUCAUGAACCUACAAUAUGUUUAGGAUGUAUUGGAGGAAAAAACUUUGUACCUUUAUCAACUUCUAAUAGUAAAAUGGAGUCAUCAUGUUUAAUAAAUGAAAAAGCAAAAGUACAACCAGUUAACUCUUCGAGUGUUGGUUUAUUCUCUAAAUUCUCAAAUGCAAUAUUUAAUACUGGCCGUAGUUUGGAUCAAGUACCAAAACUUUUGAAACUUUCAAGUGUAAGUUCAGUGCCAACAACAACAAUCAAAACUGAUACAACCCCUACAUACCAACCUGUUCAGAAUAAAGAAACAAAAAAACCCGUUGCUUACAGAAAUACAUCAUCUGUAUUCAGUAUUGAUGAUGACUAUGACGAAGAUGAUCUAUGUGAUGAUGAAGCUGAGACUAUUACAAACAGUCCCAAUCAUACAGAGAAAGAAGCAAGAAAUGCGACGUUAUCUGAACAGUCAACUUGGUUAAAACGUUUUGUUAAAGCAUCUACACAUGUUGCACCUGACAUGGAUGGGGAUUUCCCCCCUCGAAUUGAUGGUAUGGACAGCUGUGAAGUUGGCGAUUUAAUUGAUACUACCCGGUGGUCUAGACGGCCAGAAGUAAGAGGUGUAUUUAGUACCCGAUUUAUAAGGCCUAAUGGACAAUUAGGCGAUAGUGGUUUACUUGUUUUAGCAGAACGUCAUUUAAUUUUGUUGCGUCAUCCAACUCCUCGACUUCCUAACCAACUCAUCAACUCUCUUAGUUCUACUUUACAGUCUGUUUUUAACAAAAAGAAUCCAAAAUCAUCUGAAUAUUCGGCUAUUCAAAAACCAACUACAGAUCUCCCGAAAUAUGCUGUUGUUUAUCGAUCAAUUCCCUUAUCUAUGGUAGUGAAAAUCACGUCAAAUCGUCGUUUCCCGGAAUGUAUUACAUUUCACUAUUGUCCACAUGACGAAGGCGAUAUGCUAAAACUAAACGAUCAGUCAUUAUUUAGUAUGAAAGAUCGAUUAUAUAUUAAUAAAGCAGGUGAAGCAGUGAAAAUGGUAAAAACUGCCAUCUUUACUACUGUUGCAUCAUUGGAAACGUAG